AUGACGGAACCUAAUCUCGUUUUUCUCGCGGUUUUCAAUUCCCUGCUCAGUGUGUUUGGAAGCUUGAUGAAUUUAGUGGUGGCGUUUGUCAUCAUUCAGAACCCGAACUUACAAAAAGGUUUAAAUCUUCUGCUUCUGAGCCUGUGCGUUGCGGACUUUAUGAAUUGUGCGAUUUCACAACCCAUGUACGUGCACGCGAUUCUGAACAACGCUGACGAGACAGGCUCCACUUAUACACUAGUCUUCACCAUUAUAGCAUUCAUCACAUUACACGCUUCUACGACAAACCUAGUAGCCAUGACGCUCUACCGAAUGAAAGCGCUUUCGCGCCCAUUCGCCCACUUUCUUCUCGUUUCUAAGAAACAAGUUCUGAUCGCAAUCGCUCUGGUUUGGGUGGCGUCGAUAGCAGUGGGUGUCUUUUUCGCCACUGAUGCGGGAAAGCUAGUCGCAGCUUAUGUUCAUCUAGCGAUGACACUUGCUUGGAUUGCAGGCUAUGUUGGGCUUUUCUGGCUGGUGAAGCAGCACAAGACGAAAAUCGUUUCGUUGGAAGGUUCGCCCACGACCCAGCUGCAAACAGCCAGUCUGCAAUACGAAAGCGAAGCCGCCAAAACCUCGGCCAUUUUAGUGGCCUCGUCUUUAGCGUGUUUCUUUCCCGAUAUAGUGUUGGAUUUCAUGGGUCGCGCAGACGAGAGCAGAAUGGCGUGGGGGUUUACCAUUUUGUUUAUGAGUUCGACUAUAAAUCCCUGCCUCAUUAUCUGGCGCAGCCAACACUUCAGGCAAGUCCUUGGAAAAACUGUGCGAGAGGUUCGGCAGAGGCGACUGAAAUGA
Molecule: messenger RNA, 828 nt
Organism: Orbicella faveolata
Lineage: Eukaryota; Metazoa; Cnidaria; Anthozoa; Scleractinia; Merulinidae
Biological process (GO): G protein-coupled receptor signaling pathway
Cellular component (GO): plasma membrane
Molecular function (GO): G protein-coupled receptor activity
Source: RefSeq, a predicted model, not a curated record